Molecule: messenger RNA, 2878 nt
Organism: Fundulus heteroclitus (mummichog)
Lineage: Eukaryota; Metazoa; Chordata; Actinopteri; Cyprinodontiformes; Fundulidae
Gene: rtkn2
Product: rhotekin 2a
Biological process (GO): signal transduction; positive regulation of cell population proliferation; hemopoiesis
Source: RefSeq, a predicted model, not a curated record
GGAAAGAGGCGUUAGAAAUCUGAGCAGGAAAGCGUAGCUUGGUUUUGUGAGCAGCGAAUGGAGGCGGGGAACAUGGACGACCAGCGGGAUGUUCAAACUUACGAGCGACACGACAGACACACCUCGGCAUUGUCCGCCGGCUCGGCCAUGGCAAUGGAGGUUAAACGAAAGAAAAUCCAACAAAGCUCUCUAUUCCCACAGAAAGAGAAUGCAAACGUGCAAGAGAAGCUCGACUUUGAGAAGAGAAUGCGCGAGGGAGCGUACAAGCUGCUGCUGGCUUGCAGUAAAAGGGAACAAGUCCUCAACGCUUCUAAGAACCUGCUGACCUGCAACGCCAGGAUCAGGGCUUAUCUCGCCCAGCUGCAGCGGCAAAAGGGGCAGCAGGGCCUGAUGGGAGCCGGCAGAAGACAUGCUGAUGGCCGUUCACCGUGUUCUGGGACCAUCGCAGUUACUGGCCUACGUUUUCCUUUGCUGUGGAGGGAUUCAGACCAUUUCAAUAACAGAGGAAGCUCUCGGCGGGUGGCGGUGUUCUGUCUGCUGCAGAUUGGCUCUCAGGUGUUUGACACCGACAUGGUGGUGGUGGACAGAUCUGUCACCGACGUCUGCUUCGAGGGAGUCACCCUCUUCAAAGACGUAGUUCCCCAGUUUGAGCUGAAGGUGGAGCUGUGGAGCUGUUCUCUGGAGGAAGAGCUCGUUUUGCCAAACACACCAAAGAAACUGGCAAAGAAGCUCCGUAACUCCAUUGGAAAGAGCGCUGGAAAGAAGCUCUGCCCCCUGCUGGACACUCCGGAUCCCGACACCUUGCAGGACAACCCGAUACCUUCAGGGGCCAAAUACAGCCUGGUGGCCUACACGACCCUCGGUCUGCCCGAUGCUGAUAGCAGCUUUCAGUCUCACUCCCUCAUUGUCUACCAGGACGCUGAGUGGCCAUCCUGGCUUCCUCUUUAUGGCAACCUGUGCUGCCGGUUAGUGGCACAGCCGGCCUGUAUGACACAGAGCGCGAUGACCGGCUAUUUGAGUCAGAAGGAAAGUGUGGAGGGAGUGAGCCGCUGCUGCAAUCUCUACUGUGUGCUGAGCGCCGGCUUUUUGUCCUGCUACUUCAGCCCAGAGGAAAUCGAUGCUAAAGUGCAGCCCGCCCUUAAUGUGCCAAUCAAUAAUGAGAGCCGGGUCUGUGUGUUGGACAAACAGUCGGCGGGUCGCAAAUCCAAGAGUUUGUCCAUCGUCAACCCGUCCCCCGAGGGAUCCCAGAACCUUGUGUUCACUGCAGACACCAGGGAGGAGCUGGAGCGAUGGAUGGACUCCCUCCACCAGCACCUCUACGACCAGAGCCAGUGGCUUCACUGCUGCGACCGGCUAAUGAAAAUUGAGGUCGCGUCACCACGGAAACCAUCGCUUUUCCUCACCAAGCAGGCGGACUCUGUUUACAACGACCUCAGUAUUAAUUCACCCAGCAAGUUUGAGAGCAUCACAGACAUAAUCCACAGUAAAAUCGAAGAGACAGAUGGCCGCUACCUUAUCGGGCAAGAGGAGACGAAGGAGGCCCCUGACUGGUCCUCUCUCUUUGAUGGCUCCCAUCCAGUGGUGGUGGAGAAGAGUUUUCUUUCCCAGAGCAAAGCCUCCACCCCCGCUUCAAGCCCCAACUCCAAAACCAGCUCCACGCCCGUCAGCAACAAGAAGCGCCGCGCUCCGCCCCCUCCCUCUAACGUGAAGCCCUACGCCGACCCCGCCCGUCCGGCCAGGCCUCCGCUCCCCUCCUCUCUGCAUCACCACCCCCCUCCUCCAAACCAGGAGAAGGAGAACUCUGGCAGCUUCGUCUCACGGCCAGCCCCCAGGUCCAAAACGGGCAGACCCUCGCUGGAUGCCAAGUUCUCCGCCAUCAUCCAGCAGCUCCAGCGGAACAACGCCGGCGCGGCGGCGGCUCCGAGCCGGAAGAACGCUCCCCUGGCCGUCCUGGACGUCCACGGCCCGCCGCCGCCUUCUCUGCAGCAGUCCGUCUACCCGAGCCACGACCUGCGCCCGCCUGAGGACGCAGCGGAUCCCGCGUUUGUCCGAGCCUGCGGUGCUCCCGGCGCCGGUCCUGUCCCUGCGCCCCGCGCCAAGCUGAGGAAGUCUUUCAGAGAGAGGAUGAACUUCAAAGCUUUGUAAUAUCUCAGCCUUUUCCACAUCUUUUCAGCUCCAGAAGUGUAGACGCACUCCUCAUCAGCACGAACGUGGUUCAGAUAAUUCAUGUGAGCUGUUCUUUUUUUGAUUUUUUCCUGUGAUUCACUCAUAAUGCACAGAACCUUGGGUGCACAACUUUAAAUGUAUGGUUUAUUAUCUCUAUUCUACAUGCAGGCUGAAAUGUAGAGACUAAUAUUGGAAUCUGUUACCAUGAACAAGGUUGCAGCAUAAUUCUGGCUACACAUUUGAUUUAUCUCCUUAUCAAACGUCCUCAACGUGUCGAAAGGAUUUAGUUCAAGACCUCACGUUAUUUCAGAAAUGUUCAGUUUACGUAUUCCAAAAACUGGCUUCGAUAUCUUCUUACGAUCGGUGUCCUGUUGAAACUCCCGGUUAUAUUUACAUUUCCUCCUUUUUAACCUGUUGGUUCAGGAGGAAGUUGAAGAAACUAGAGGUAGUCUUCCUCUGCUGUUCAUUGCAGCUCAGGUAAAGCACCCAUAUCAGCUGCAGGGCCACCGGCCCUCAGCAUGACGCUGCCACCAUCAUGCCUGCCAGUUGUUGCAGCGUUCUUUGGUUUAAGAGCCUUUAACUCCUCCAAACAUUCUUCCCGUCAUUAUGCCUAAAGAUAUGAUGCGUUUCUUUUUGGAGGGAUUUGGCUUUUUCUCGUGGGCAGCUGGGAUUUAUCUCUCGGCCACCAGUUCUGCCUUGAAACGUGAUCAAA